AACUUCCAGAAGAAGUACAACAUAAAGCAUGGAAGAGAAGAAGAAAGAGGAGAAAACAGAAGAGGAUCUUACAGAACCUAGCUCAGCUUUUUUCGAAUCCGUACUAGAAUUUGAAAUUCAGAUAAAAGAAGAAACAAUUGAUCAAGUUUUGACUGAUUUGAAACAAGUGGAAGAAAAGAACAAAGAAUAUCAUGAAAGAAAUGACCGUCUGAAGGAUGAACAACAGGCACGCAUCAGGCGUAUCUUAAGAAAGCUAGAAGAGAAGGAGAAAGAACAAGACCAAAAGGAGAUUGUAACUAGGGAUGACGUUGAAGAGUCACUGAAAGCAAAAUGGCAGUAUGUUAAGGACAAGGAACAACUUCUGAAAGAUCUGCGCUUCCAGAUAGAAGAAACAGACCAAAAGCUCUUAGUAAAGCGGGCCGAGAGAGAUUAUUGGUUGGAGUACAAAGAUGUAGGAAGUAAAACACAGGCCAGCAAGAUUGAGAAUCUGGAAAAAGACAUCAAGGAAGUUAAAGAUGACUUUCACAGGGCUAGAGAAUAUUAUACAAAUGCUUUGAAAACAGUAGAAGAAAAAAAGGACAGACUGGUUGAGACACAAGUGAAGAAAAGUAAAGAACAGGCCCCUGAGAACGCUGUAAAACACAUAGACAAAAGCAGUUGCAGGGACCUUGAAGAAAAUGAAUGGCUAAAAGAAGAGGUGAAAAUAUACCAAAAGGAGAUAAGUGAUCUGAAAGCCUCUAUUUACCUCCUGGAAGAAGAAAAUAUAGGUCUAGUGAUGAAACUGCUUGAUCUCAGACUUCAGAAUCUGAGAGUACCCAGGCAUUUGUUUCUUACCCAGGCAGCUGGCUUGCAAGAUGAAUUACCUACAGAUGGAAUGAAAGGAUUAGAAAAUAGUGAACAUGAAGCAAAGACAGAUGGAGAUGAAAGUCUCAGAAACGUCUCAGUCCCCCAUCAAAAAGAAAAAGCCUUUUCAACGUUUCCAUCUGAAACUGAGAAUGAGCAGUCUCAAGAGAGCUAUGACAAGCUGUGGGAAAACUCAUUCACUCCAACUCUUAAUAGCUUGUUGUAUGAAGAUGAAAAAGAUUUCCAGGAAUACUUAAAAUUGGGUCCUCUGGAGACAAAGCUAAUGUGUGUGGUUGGAAGAGCCAUGCCUAUUCAUAAAGAAUCACAAGAAAUGCCAAGCAAGAGCCACUUUGAAGAUGGUUUUAUCAGUAAAUCAGACAGGCACAUCACAGCUCGGAUGAUCAAAUCUUUAUCUAAGGAAAAGGUUGGUUAA
Messenger RNA from Struthio camelus australis, 1276 nucleotides. Lineage: Eukaryota; Metazoa; Chordata; Aves; Struthioniformes; Struthionidae. The record is from RefSeq and is a predicted model, not a curated record.